Messenger RNA from Phragmites australis (common reed), 1500 nucleotides. Its product is annotated as zinc finger protein CONSTANS-LIKE 5-like. Bases 243 to 1226 code for a protein of 327 amino acids. Gene Ontology annotation, biological process: regulation of flower development; regulation of photoperiodism, flowering. The record is from RefSeq and is a predicted model, not a curated record. NCBI's taxonomy places the organism in Eukaryota, Viridiplantae, Streptophyta, Magnoliopsida, Poales, Poaceae. The transcript is spliced from 2 exons. Gene Ontology annotation, molecular function: zinc ion binding; protein binding. Gene Ontology annotation, cellular component: nucleus.
GGGGAGGUGAAGUGAAGCGAGCACGGGCACUGGCGAACAAUUUGGCCCCGGCCCGCCGGGAGAGCGACUUCCGUGGUUAGCAGCGCCUCCACGUCGCGCGUUUGCGUCGAAUACCCGCCCACCCAGCACGGCCCGCGCCGAGCUCAAAUCCGCAGCCGGGCGGGGGAAAGCUUGGCUGAGAAUCGCUUUGUGCUCAGCAGCCACAACGAACUGCAGAGUGUGAGCGAACGAGUGAGCGUGCGAUGGAGGGAGACGACAAGUCGGUGGGAGGGACCUACUGGGGCCUGGGCGCGCGGCCCUGCGACGCGUGCGGGGCCGAGGCGGCGCGGCUCUACUGCCGCGCGGACGCCGCGUUCCUCUGUGCCGGCUGCGACGCGCGCGCGCACGGUGCCGGGUCGCGGCACGCGCGCGUGUGGCUCUGCGAGGUCUGCGAGCACGCGCCAGCCGCCGUCACCUGCAAGGCCGACGCCGCAGCGCUCUGCCCCGCCUGCGAUGCGGACAUCCACUCGGCCAACCCGCUCGCGCGGCGCCACGAGCGGCUGCCCGUGGCGCCCUUCUUCGGCGCGCUGACCGACGCGCCCAAGCCCUUCGCCUCGUCGACGGCCGUGGCAAAAGUGGGGACCCACGGCGCGGCCGACAACGACGACGGGAGCAACGAGGCCGAGGCGGCGUCGUGGCUCCUCCCCGAGCCCGACCACGGGCAGCAAGACGGAGUUGCGGGUUCCGCCGACGUGUUCUUCGCGGACUCCGAUCCUUACCUCGACCUCGACUUCGCGCGCUCCAUGGACGACAUCAAGGCCAUUGGCGUCCAGAACGUUCCGCCCGAGCUCGACCUCACCGGCGCCAAGCUCUUCUACUCCGACCACUCCAUGAACCACAGCGUGUCAUCGUCAGAGGCGGCAGUGGUGCCUGACGCGGCGGGCGGCGUGGCGGCCGUGCCGGUGGUGAGCAGGGGGAGGGAGCGGGAGGCGCGGCUGAUGCGGUACAGGGAGAAGCGAAAGAGCCGGCGGUUCGAGAAGACCAUCCGGUACGCGUCCCGCAAGGCGUACGCGGAGACGCGGCCGCGCAUCAAGGGCCGGUUCGCCAAGCGCACCGGCGCGGCCGAGGCCGAGGCGGAGGGGGAAGACGAGGAGAUAUACUCCUCGGCCGCGGCCGCCGUGGCCGCGCUCAUGGCGCCCGGCGCCGACGCCGACUACAGCGUCGAUGGCGUCGUGCCCACGUUCUGAUCGAUCGAUCGGUGCAACCGCAACACGCCGACAUGUACACUAGCUAGCCUCCUAUUUGGGCUGUAUUUUUGCUGCAUGCUUGCGCGCGCGCAUGCAUGCAGAUUAAAGCUUCGUGUAGCAUUAAUUACGUGUAUGAUUAAUUCCUCGGAAGCGAUCAGGACUUCCAUGCUCUCUCCCCUCCCCUCUCUAAUCCCUACAUGUAUAUUAUCACUGCGAACUGCUGCUGAUCUGCAACUGUAUUUUUUGCUAAUUAAUCAGAUUGCUGCAUUACUAA